AUGCCGCCCCGACCUCCCGCGCGCCGCAGCAGACGCAGCGCUGUGCCCAAUCGCGACCUUCUCGAAUGCAAGAGAGAACUCGUUGAUCUCCGUCAGGUCUGGGAAGAGAUGUACUGCCUCGAAGCACUGUAUCCGUUCGGCCACAAGGUCCUCGACUUUAUCGAGGAAGCAAUUGAGGCUGGCGGGCACAACCUGCGCUUGCCAUACGAGCAAGAUACGCUGCGCACGCUGUUCUCGGUUCCUCCUAUGCCCGGGCACAUCUUUGCCAAGCUCUUGGGCAACCCGGACAGCGUCGUCUUUUUCGAUUCGAACAGCCUUAAACGGGACAAACGCCUGGAUCUUUCUUCGUUCUGGCAGUCGUUUUCCUGCCGCUUUGACCAGCGAUACAAGCCUCUCAUGGCCAGCCAGACUCGUCUGUUUCAGCAUGCAAAGGGUCUCGUCGAGUGCGGACCUGUCGAGCCUUCGACAAGUCUGUUUCCUGCAUUCACCCUCUCGUCCGCCGCUGUUUUUCAGAAGCAGGAGGUGUCGAUGUGCAGCGAGGGGGUUUUCCUGCCCCCGCAUAUGCCGCACAGCAGCAUCGGCACGCUGCAUACACUGGUGGAAUUCGAGCAGCCCUUCGUCGCCUGGCCCCCCACCCCAAACAACCUGAGGCUCAUGGAGCGCUGGCACCUGAAGUCGUUGGGCAGCUGGGAUGAAGCUCUGGAAUUGGCGCGCCAGCUCGAGCAACCCUCGUUCAACUAUUUGCGCGACGGCGGCACGAUCUACCUCGGCGCAGGCUACAUCUGGAUGACUCUCUCGCGCUUUACGGUCGGGGUCUAUCGAAUCAAGGUGGCAAACCCAGCCAUCGCGGAGUGGGACAGCAACCUCCGCGCUUACAAGUCCACCUUUGAUGCCGUCAUCAACCGCUUUCCCGGCGAGAGUCUCGGGCACCUUGCUGCUGCAGUCGAGCGAUUGCAGAUCGAGCACAAUCUGUGGAAGAGAGUUCUUGGCGGACUCCCGCAACAGAGGACGGCCGACACAGUCUCCAGGGCUGAGGUGAAAGAUUUUAUUGACCGGCAGGUUGAUGACCUCAAUCUCUUGAAGAGCCUACACGACGCGCUGCAAGCUGGUCGAGACGACGACGUGGGACCACUGCUGCUUGGUUACGGGCUCAAAGAGGAGGAAACGCCAGAGCCGAGUGCGCCUAUGUUUGAUGAUGACGAAGACAGUGUGUACGCUUAG
This is a messenger RNA of Sporisorium graminicola, 1221 nucleotides long. RefSeq lists its product as uncharacterized. The transcript has a single exon. Bases 1 to 1221 code for a protein of 406 amino acids. The record is from RefSeq and is a predicted model, not a curated record. NCBI's taxonomy places the organism in Eukaryota, Fungi, Basidiomycota, Ustilaginomycetes, Ustilaginales, Ustilaginaceae.